AUAGGCAAAAUGAUUAUCAUUUGGUUAGUCGUUUCUAUCAUUUAUGGGUUAACACAUAUUUUUUGGACGAAGACAGUUGUAUUUAGCGGUAUCUAUUUCGGUUAUUUCUUCAAUCCACAUGUUGGAUAUAUUGAUAGUAAUAACGAGAUUUUUCUUCAAGUUGUUUUAAUUAGUUUAUUCAAUGCAUUAGCAGCUUCAAUUUAUGUUUUUAUGCAGUAUAUCCAUAUUAAUGAAGUGAUUAUAAUAAUUGGUCAACUUUGUUGGUUAAAUGCACACGGUGGGAAAUGCAGUAGAAUCUCCUUAUGA
Molecule: messenger RNA, 306 nt
Organism: Meloidogyne enterolobii
Lineage: Eukaryota; Metazoa; Nematoda; Chromadorea; Rhabditida; Meloidogynidae
Source: the annotation of a GenBank genome assembly